Molecule: messenger RNA, 2240 nt
Organism: Camelina sativa (false flax)
Lineage: Eukaryota; Viridiplantae; Streptophyta; Magnoliopsida; Brassicales; Brassicaceae
Source: RefSeq, a predicted model, not a curated record
AGUAUUUGAAUUUUUGGUAAAGACCUAAAGAGAUAUCCGACGAAGCUCCGGCGAACCCCAGCUUCUACUCCGAGCGACCCUUCUUUCGACUCUUCUUACGCCGCCCCUGGAUCUCACCCCUCGUUUCUUAAGCUCCAACAAUCUCCACCAUUACUCAAGGAGAUGACUUCUACAAGCGGUGCGAAGAUCUCAAUGUUUGGUGGUGCCAAGACUGGAUUUGUUAUCCCUAAGAACAAAUUAUCUGGAUCAUUGAUCCCGAUUUUUCAACGUGGCACUACUAAUAAGACCCUAGAAGGUGCUGAUAAAGAUAGUGGACUUCACUUGAAGCUGGGGAAGAGAAAGACUAAAUGGGGUCCUGACUUGUCACAAGACAUUGGAGUCAAGAAAGCUCGAGUUUUAGCUUACCAGAAACGCCUGGAUCAGAUUACACAGCGACUGGCUUCGGGAACUCUUGAAGUGGAGACUAAUAGAGAAUCAGCUUUAGCUUCACAGAACACCAAUGAUAUCAGUAUUGCUGAACAGCUGGAUUUUGAGAAGCGCGAAGCAAUCGGGGAGAUACUCGAGCUGAACCCGAGGUACAAGGCUCCACGUGAUUAUAAGCCAUUGCUAAAAGAAGCUAGAUUGCCGAUUGAUGUUAAAGAACAUUCUGAUUUCAGCUUUCUAAGUAUCAUAUUUGGUUCCCAAGGUGAUACUCAAAAGCGGCUCGAAAAAGAGACGGGAGCCAAAGUACAAAUUUUUGGUACUAAAACAGGAGGAGAGAAGGUUGAACUCUCUCCUUCACAUGAAAAUGAGAUCCAGACGCCCUGGCAAACGUUGUAUUUUCAGAUAUCAUCUGACACUUACGAAAAAGUGGAUGCAGCAAUUGCUGUAAUUGAGCUACUUAUGUCUUCAGUUUCUGGAAACACGGCAGCUGGUGCUGCUCCUUCAUCUUCCAGAUCUGAAGAUAUUUCAACUACUCCAGCCUUGACCUCCGAACAGCCAACUGAUAGCUCUUUACAACCUCCUGAAAGCCAACUCCAACAGCAUGGUUCUUCCUUUCCUUGGGCUUCAAAUCAAGCUCCAUUUCAUCCACCUCUUAUACCCUCUGCUUCAGGUCAUGGUUAUAGUAUCCAGGAGCAAGAACUGCCAUCCAAUUCUAUGAACCUGAAUCCUCUUUCUGCUCAACAAUCAUAUCCAGUUCCUCAUGACACAUCAUUACCUCCUGGUUCCCACAUGCCUCGACCGCCAGAUUCGUUCGCUUUUAACCUUUCCAACACACCAAGGGCCUAUUCUGUGAAUGCGCCUCCAUAUGCUGGCAGUCAGAUACAACCAAUAGGACCACAUUCUACUAUGAGGCCAUCAACCCUAUUUACUUUCCAACCUGUACAUAGACCAACUUUGUUGCCAGACAUAGUCUCAAGCAACAUGGCCCAAUCAGUACGGCCUCUGGCUCCUAACUUUAGUCCACAUCCGGUAGCUCAUCAGCAAGGUACUGAACCACCAUCAAUUCCCUUUCCCACAAGUAUAAAUCUGAAACAUCUAGCAGAAUAUGGUUCUGGUGGUUCUAUGCGUCCUAUGUCAGUGUCAGCACAUAUUACUGGCAGGCCUGCUGGUCUUGCUCCUACUUAUCCUCCCCUAGAUCGUCCCAUAAAUACAGCUCCUAGACCAUUUUCCGGAGAUUUUGGUUUUCUACCACAACAGCGAAACGUUGUGUCCACACCACAUAUAUCUCCUAGACCCAACUCUCAAUCAGCUCAUCUCCCUCAUCUGUCAUUUCAAGCCCCGUCCGUCACUCUAAACCCUCGACAUCUUGAGCAAAAUUUCACAAGAUUACAGCACUUCGACAGGCAGAUGGAACAACCCUUGAGCCAUCCAUCUACGCCAUUUCAUGGUAACGCGAGAUCUUCCAACUUGCAGAACUUUGGACCACCAUCGUCUCAUCAGAUGAUGCCGAGGAACUUCCCUGGAGCUCAAUUCCCGCAGCAUUCUACUCAUUUCCCUCCAAGACCAGUCUUUCAUCAUGAUAACCUAGUACCGCGUGGCCAGCCACAGAUUCGCCACCGGUUCAACUCUGGAGUCCAUCAAGUGUAUGACCCGUUUUCACCCGGUGAUGUUUAAUUCAGUAGUAUGUGAAGGAUAGGACAUUGUAUGUUAUUUUCCGAACAGAAAUUCCGAAACGUAUGUUCACGUUCAUACUUAAUUUCAGGAGACACAUGAUUUUCUUUUGUUGUUGUAUUGAAUGUAAAAUUCGUUCGAAGUCC